AUGGGUGUCGGGCGUCGCAUUGGGAAGAAGCAGGGCCCUCCACAGCCGCUUGAAGAGUUCACAAUAAAAAGUGGUAAAAAGGCGGCUAAGAAGCGGAAAGCGGACAAGGCAGACGGAGCUCCUCAAGGAGUCAAGCGACGGAGAGGAGCUGAGGAUGAUGAUGAUGAUGGCGAAGAUCGGCCAAAGAGCGCAAAAACAAAUGGGGCGAAAGCGGGCAAAAAAGACGUUGUGAAGCAGAAGAAUACCAAGGCGUCUACUACACAGAGCGCACGCAGCAAAGAUGGGAAGAAGAAGGUAGCAAAACCCGUGGAGGUUUCUGAGCCGGAGGACCCUGAUGAGGAUAUGGAUGAUGAGAUGCUCGACGACGAGUUUGAUGACCUAGAUGGUGUCAGUGACGGAUCAGCGGACGAUAUGGAUGUGUUGGACCAGGGAGAUUCGGACCUUGACAGCCAUUCAGCGUUCGAUUCAGAUGAGGAACGGCCGAGAGAGAAGAUGUUUUCAGAUGACGAGGACCUUUCGGAUGCGGAGGAGAUACUUACUGCCGCCAAUAUAGAGGGUCUGUCAAAGAAGCUGGAUAUGCAGAAGGAAGAGGAGGCUGCGCAGGCAGAGCUUGAGCUGAAAGAAUCUGCCAUGCAGACGAACAUUGCGGGUGAUGCACCAGAUGUAUUUGCGGAGCAUGAAAAUCUCACAGCUGGACUGGCUCCAAACCUGCAACUGCUUCGAACCCGCAUCACAGAUACCAUUCGCAUUCUUGGUGACUUGAGUACCCUCGGUCAGCCAGGAAAAUCCCGUACAGACUAUACCGACCUCCUACUAAACGACAUAUGUGUAUAUUACGGAUACACUCCUUACCUUGCAGAGAAGCUGUUUUCUCUGUUCACUCCCAUGGAAGCAUUCUCUUUCUUUGAGGCUAACGAGUCCCCCCGGCCAAUUGUUAUUCGAACCAACACACUACGAACCAACAGGCGAUCACUAGCCCAGGCUUUGAUUAACCGAGGAGUUGUUUUAGAGCCCGUUGGAAAGUGGUCAAAAGUCGGUCUUCAGGUAUUCGAGUCACCAGUUCCUCUCGGUGCUACUCCGGAAUAUCUUGCUGGACACUACAUUCUUCAAGCUGCCUCAUCCUUCCUCCCCGUCAUGGCACUUGCACCCCAGCCUCAUGAGCGUAUCCUCGACAUGGCAGCCGCUCCCGGUGGUAAGACCACGUACGCCUCUGCGCUGAUGCGGAACACUGGCAGCAUUCUUGCCAACGAUGCCAGUAAGACUCGUGCCAAGGGUCUAAUUGGAAAUAUCCAUCGUUUGGGAUGCAAAAACACUAUUGUUUCAAAUAUGGAUGCGCGGACAGCUUUUCCCAAGGCCAUUGGGGGCUUUGAUAGAGUACUGCUCGACGCCCCUUGCUCAGGAACCGGCGUUAUCUCCAAGGAUCCAAAGGUGAAGACCUCCAAGACAGAGCGUGAUUUCCUGGCGCUACCACACAUGCAAAAGCAGCUACUCCUUGCUGCCAUCGACUCCACCAACCAUGCCUCGAAGACAGGCGGAUACAUAGUUUACUCAACAUGUAGCGUCACGGUUGAAGAGAACGAGGGCGUGGUACAGUACGCCCUAAGGAAACGACCAAACGUGAAGAUAGUCGACACCGGCCUGGGAAGCUUUGGCACACCCGGGUUCAAAAGCUACAUGAACAAAAAGUUUGACGACAAGAUGCCGCUGACUCGACGGUACUAUCCCCACCGUGAAAACGUUGAUGGCUUCUUCGUCUGCAAACUGAAGAAGAUCGGACCCAGCCCUGCGGAGGUGGCUGGAAAGGCUCCAGGAACCUCCGAAGGUAACAGUGGCGAGGAGGUUAUUGAUAGGACCCCAAUUACCCCGGAGAACGGGGAUGCCGACGAGGACGGGUUUGGCCCCUUCAACGAGGACGAGGACGAGCAGUAUAUCUCUCGCGCUCAGAGGAACAAGCUCCGCCGCCAGGGCGUCAACCCCAAGGCAGUCCCGGGCAAGAAGAACGACGAUGAUAGCGAGAAGCAGAAGCAGAAGCAGAAGGAGAAGCAGAAGAAGCAAAAAGGGGCGAAGGCGAAGAAGGAUAUAUCUGCUUAG
Messenger RNA from Nannizzia gypsea CBS 118893, 2091 nucleotides. RefSeq names its product S-adenosylmethionine-dependent methyltransferase superfamily domain-containing protein. The record is from RefSeq and is a predicted model, not a curated record. Bases 1 to 2091 code for a protein of 696 amino acids. The transcript has a single exon. Gene Ontology annotation, biological process: maturation of LSU-rRNA; rRNA base methylation. Lineage: Eukaryota; Fungi; Ascomycota; Eurotiomycetes; Onygenales; Arthrodermataceae. Gene Ontology annotation, molecular function: RNA binding; rRNA (cytosine-C5-)-methyltransferase activity. Gene Ontology annotation, cellular component: nucleolus.